AUGGCGGCCGUAUCAGACCCUGAGAAGAACCCGGGCGAGCCCAAGGCACAGGACUAUGUCGGCGGUCUUUCUGCGACACCCUUUGUUAACGCCGACAAGCUGGCUCGCCGACUGUCUGCACGACAGGUGCAGAUGAUUGCGAUCGGCGGUACUAUCGGCACUGGCUUGUUCCUGGGGACCGGCACGUCUCUUACCAAGGGCGGGCCCGCGUCCACCCUCAUCGCCUACGCUAUCUGCGGUGGCAUUGUUUUCAUCACAAUGCUCAGCUUGGGUGAGAUGGCUGCCUUUGUGCCCGUUGCCGGGUCAUUUUGCACUUUUGCGGGGCGCUUUGUCGAUGAUGCAUUGGGCUUCGCGUUGACAUGGAAUUACUGGUUUAAUGAUGCUGUAUCUACGGCGUCCGAUAUUAUUGCUCUUCAGCUGCUGCUGGAGUUUUGGACAGAUAAUUUCCCGGGCUGGGCAAUUAGCUUGAUCUUCUUGAUUGUGGUAAUCGCGCUGAAUGUUCUUUCAGUCCGCGUCUAUGGCGAGGUUGAAUACUGGUUGAGCUUACUUAAAGUCAUCACAAUUGUGAUCUUUAUCAUUCUUGGCAUUGCUGUUAACUGUGGCGGGAACACUGAUCACGAAUACAUUGGCGGCAAAAAUUGGUAUAUCGGAGAUGCCCCCUUCGUCGGUGGCAUUGGUGGAUUUGCCUCUGUCUUCGUGACAGCCUCAUUUGCCUACGGUGGCACUGAGUCCAUCGCCAUCACUGCCGGUGAAACGAAAAACCCCGCUAAGAACCUGCCCAAGGUCGUGCGCAAUGUCUUCUGGCGUAUCGUGCUCUUCUACCUGCUCUCCAUCCUAAUCGUCGGCCUCAAUGUACCCUACAACUACCCGGGCCUCUCAGAUGGCAAUACUCGCACCAGCCCGUUCACCAUUGUCUUCCAACAGGCCGGCAGUAAGGCCGCUGGUAGCUUCAUCAACGCUGUCAUCAUGACUUCCGUCAUCUCUGCAGCCAACCACGCCCUCUUCGCUGGCUCCCGUCUGAUGUACACACUUGCGGUCGACGGUUAUGCGCCUCGAUGUUUCGGCCACUUGAACCGUUUCCACGUACCAUGGGUCGCUGUGUUGGCGACCUCUGUCAUCAGUGGACUGUGCUUCGGGGCUAGCUAUAUCGGCGCUGGCAAGCUGUGGUCGUGGCUGCAGAACAUCGUCGGGGUCUCUAACCAGCUAUCCUGGAUCUGUAUCGGCCUCGCUUCGCUCCGCUUCCGCGGCGCCAUUCGCGCGCAGGGUCUCGAGCACCUCCUCCCCUUUAAGAACUGGACGUAUCCUUACGGCCCGAUCUUUGCUGUCGGCCUGAACAUCGUCCUCGUCCUCGUCCAAGGAUGGAAAUGCUUCAGCCCGCACUUCAAAAGUGUCGACUUUGUAUCAUACUACAUUGAAAUCCCUAUCAUGAUUGUUAUGUUCCUGGCCUGGAAGCUGUUAAAGCGCACACGGUUCGUCCGAAAAUCCGAGAUGGACCUCUGCACAGAUCGGUAUGAUGGUGGCCAGGAGGAUGGUCUUUAUCGAGAGGACAUUGCCGAGGAGGAGACCCGACAAGGAAUCCUCCCGAAGGUGCAGCGCUUUGGCCAGUGGUUGUUCUUCUAA
Messenger RNA from Penicillium canariense, 1620 nucleotides. RefSeq names its product amino acid permease. The transcript is spliced from 5 exons. Lineage: Eukaryota; Fungi; Ascomycota; Eurotiomycetes; Eurotiales; Aspergillaceae. Gene Ontology annotation, biological process: amino acid transmembrane transport. Gene Ontology annotation, cellular component: membrane. Gene Ontology annotation, molecular function: amino acid transmembrane transporter activity. The record is from RefSeq and is a predicted model, not a curated record. The coding region runs from base 1 to 1620 and encodes 539 amino acids.